UCCAAAGAGGGUGACUGCAUAAAGCCAGGGCAAGUAGGUUUACCUCCAUUGCCUUCAUCUGCUGGAGCUCCCUCUAAGCUCCCCGUGUGUUCAGCCAUGGCCUCCGAUAGCUCCUCCUCACAAACAGCCAUGAACCAGAAGUUCCUGACCCCGCAGACCAACGAGAAGGUGGAGCUGCAGCACCUGGACGACGACUUCCCCAGCGUCAUCGAGAGGGUGCGCCGCAUGGAGCUGCAGAAGCAGAACCCGACGCUUCUGGCGGAGGUGAAGCGGCCGCAAGGCCGUAAGCUCACGUACCAUGAGAGGCUCAUGGACCAGACUCCCCAGAAGGAGGACGUGGAGAGCCGCCUGGCUGCUUCCAGGGGGGUGUCCAACAUGAACCAGGCAGUUGACAAAAACUACGACGCGCUCAAGCAGGAGAUCAUAGAGUUCAGAAAACAGAUCCAGCCCUACACCCACGAUAUCGGCUCGCUCAAAGACACCAAUGAGUCCCUCAUAAGACAGAUGAGGGACAUGGAGUACCACCACAGGCUGGAGGCCGGCAGCUUGCUGUACUAUAUCGCCACGCUGGAGAUGGAGAUCGUCAACAUGAGAGAGGAGAUGGAGCACAUGGUGCAGGAGCACCAGGGCCUCCUCCACGUGAAGAGGACACAGGACCUUCAGAUCGCUGCCACCAGGAAGAUGCUGGAGGAGGAGGAGAGCAGGAUCGCCGUGCGUGAGCAGAGCUUCUCCAAACCGAACCCCAAAGAGACCAGCCGGGAGCAACAGGUGCGCGUGGUGGAGAUCAGCCACGAUUACCCCCCUGGGGUUAACUAACAGAAGCAGGACGUCAGCGAGUCGUCAUCAUGUGAGGAGGAGCAGAGAGAAGAAGAGACGACGAGGGACAAGAACAUAGAGACUCUUCUGGGUUAAAGCGGCUGCAACGUGUGGACGUAAAGCAGAGUGAUGCUGUUUUUCACUCUAUUGGGAUGUAUUUAUCUGUUGUGGUUUACUUUAUAUAUAUAUAUUAUAUUAUAUUUCUGAAGAUUUAUUUUUGAUGAAAGAUUGUAUCUUGAUUGAGAUCUUUUGGAACUUUGAAAUGUCUGCAUGACCCGGAGAACCUACAACAAAACUCAAGACAUUCAAUUACCUUCACAUUCCUCCUAACUGCUUUUAGUAGAAAACACAAUUUAUUACUAAAUAUGGUCGAGCAUUCCUACUACUGUUUUUAACAUCUCUUGCAAAACCGCAGCUCUUCAAUGGCUCAUACUUCGAAACAUGAUUUACAGUUGUUAACUUUUAUUUAUCAUAAUAUUUUUCUGCUCACAUCUUCUACCAUACUGAAGCACAAAAAAACAAAGAUCGUCUAUUAACAGAUUAUCACUUGUAUCGAUCUCUGUGCACGAGUAACACAGAUUGUAAUAAGGAAUAUAUUCUCCUGCCGUGUUUCUGUGUACGGAGAGAAUAUAUAUAUAAUAUGACGACAUGUUGGCUUCACCUAAUGGGACAGUAACAUAUUUCCAAAACCUAAUAAUUAGGAUCCAGAUCAAAUUAUUCUGGUUAAGUGCAUGAGUCUGUGCAUGCGACUGAGGCUUGCAAGGCACGUGGUGACUAUCAGGAACUGGGGGAAAGAAUAUCAUGCAGGUUUUCAAAAAAGGCGAGAAUAAUUUCCCCCCCUGGUCAUGGGUUCGUUUCCUGGUAGAUGCCUCCAGGAGAUGAAAUCCAAAGCGCAAGCUGGAUGAUUCUACGUAUGUGUGUGAAUAUCCAACGUGUGUUAGAGGCUCUUCGGGGUUAAGCAGAGUGAUGCUGUUAUUCACUUUGGAUGUAUUUAUCUGUGGUGUUUUAUUUUAUAUAUAUUAUAUUAUAUGUUAUAUUUCUGAGAAUAACUGAGACUAACCUGAUUUAUUUUUUAAGAAAAAUUGUAUCUUGAUCAAGAUCUGUUGUUGAAUAUUCAAAUGACAAUCGAAUCAACAUCUUUGCAUCCGAGACACUGCAAAAAAUAAAAGCUUUUUCCAAUGGC
Messenger RNA from Gasterosteus aculeatus aculeatus (three-spined stickleback), 1999 nucleotides. The record is from RefSeq and is a predicted model, not a curated record. Lineage: Eukaryota; Metazoa; Chordata; Actinopteri; Perciformes; Gasterosteidae.